Manihot esculenta (cassava) is the source of this 3442-nucleotide messenger RNA. RefSeq names its product transcription factor LHW. The transcript is spliced from 10 exons. Gene Ontology annotation, biological process: regulation of DNA-templated transcription. NCBI's taxonomy places the organism in Eukaryota, Viridiplantae, Streptophyta, Magnoliopsida, Malpighiales, Euphorbiaceae. The record is from RefSeq and is a predicted model, not a curated record. Gene Ontology annotation, molecular function: protein dimerization activity; DNA-binding transcription factor activity. Bases 333 to 2921 code for a protein of 862 amino acids.
AAAGAGAGACAAAACUGAAAACUACCCUUCAUUUCUUAUAUAUAUAUAUAUAUAUAUUAACACAUACACACAAGCCCAUUUGCUUUUAAUCCCUUACUCUCUCACUCGCCGACGAUUAUCUGUUUUCACAUUCUCUUUCAAGAAAAACACUCUGAUUUCCAAUAACAGCUUUCUUUGGAACCCUUCACAGUCCUUGCUCCAUUCUUGGUUUUGGUUUCAGUGUUUUUUGUGCCAGAAGGCAGUUUACUUUUGAGACAACAUUUGAGCUGGUUGACUGAGACUGGGAAAUGGAGUGCUAAGUUCUGACCUUGAGGUCGUGAAGUGAAACUCAAAUGGGUUCGGUGUUGAAGGACACGCUUAAGAGUCUUUGUUGCAGUAAUGGAUGGUCUUAUGGGGCUUUCUGGCGCUUUGAUCAAAGAAAUUCCAUGUUGUUGACUAUGGAAGAUGCCUACUAUGAAGAAGAAAUGGAGGCAGUAAUUAACAAUAUGCUUCUACAGGUCCACAUCAUGGGUGAAGGAUUUGUUGGUCAAGCUGCUUUGUCUGGGAAGUACCAAUGGAUUUUCUCAGAUGAUAACAAUAGAGGACGAAUUCCUGCUGGGAGUAAAGAUAAAUACGAGGAUGAUUCUGAGGUUACUUGUCAAUUUUUCACUGGACUAAAGACGAUUGUUGUAAUUCCUGUGGAAUCACAAGGGGUGAUACAAUUUGGAUCCACUCAGAAGAUAUUGGAGAUUCCAGAAUUUAUAAUUCAAGUAAAAAGGUUGUUUGCUGAGGUGGGAAAUAUUAAUGGCCUUGCUUCCCCAGACAACCCAACUUCAUCUUUGAACUAUGAAAAUUGUGAUCUAAAUGAGUGGUUUACUUCCUUCUGCAAUGGUAAUAUCACACCAAUGCAUGGUGGCAGCAGCAAUGAACUCAUGGAGGUAGCUUAUACUGCUUCAACAAAUCUUACCCAGUCCUCUGGUCCCAUUUCAGAUUUUCAACAAGAGAAGACAAACCUAUUAUGUUUGGACACAUCUCAUCUCAUUAGUCAAUUGGAGACAGCUGACGCUGAAGCUCAAAUGAUAUUAUCCAGCAAUCCUGAUACUAUGCUUCACUGGUUGUCUUCACAAUCUGCCAUUUCUGUUGAGAAUUCAGCUGCAAAAACCCCUUGCAUUAGUACUUGGAGUAGUGAAAGUUCUAUACUGACUUCGUUGGAGUCACAGUUGCCAUCUGAAAUGGGGAUCCUGGAUUCUCAAAAUGUCUCUUCUAAAAAAGAAAAUAUUCCGGUGUUUUGUGGAUAUUCAAAGCAGGAUUUUCAAGGGGAGUCAACGGUUACUUCAUUGCAUAGCACAGAGGGAUUGGUUAAUGUAGAAAAAGCUAUUCAACAAAAUUCUGCAAGAUCUCUGAGCAACUGUCAUUAUGCUUCAUCAUAUAAUGCUGAAAAAUGUGGAUCUCAGGAAAAAGAAACUAGCCUGCAGAAAUUCACAGAAGAGUUUAAGCUAGAUGAUUUUGCAACAGAUCUGUCUAACUGCUUUGUAGUGGAUAAUCUUUGUGAGUGGUUUUUGUCUCCAUCAGAGCAUGGCAUCACAAUGACUGAAAGUCUCUUACAAUCAGCAGGAGUUACUUCAAUGUCAUCUAGCUUGGUUGGAGAUGCAUUACAUGAAAUUCCAUUCACACAACCAGCUAAUUCAGUGCAAAGUUCCAUCACUGAUGCAUUUAUUUGUGAUGGACAACAGAAACCUGUAAUUAUGAAUGAUGCUGGCACUAAUCUGUUUGAUGGUUUGGGAUUGGAUUAUGGGUGUGGACAAGCUAGGGAUUGCCAAGAAAAUGGAACAAAGCCUGUUGUGAGUAGUGGUCAUGUAGCUAGUUGUACUGGUGUUUCAGAAUGCAUCUCAGAGUUGGAUUGUAAUCCUGGGGCUGGCCGCCGGAAAGGAUUAUUCUCAGAAUUAGGUCUUGAAGAGCUCAUAAAUGGAGGUAAUCAUUCUAAUUACAUUACCAACUCUAGCAUUGAUGAUCAGCUUUCCACUGCCAAGAGAAGAAGAUUGGAAACUUCAUCUUGCAGUCACGUUCAGUUAGGGAGCAUUUCUUGCUCGGGUGGCAGCAUGACGAUGCAGCCGUCAUAUUGUAAAGGCACGGGAAGCGAUCCUCUUUCAAAAAAAGAGGUUUUCCCAAAAUCACAGGCAGGCUUAUGGAUUGAUGAUAGCUAUAGCAUCAACAAUGGAGGUGUUGUUCUAACAAAAUCUAAGAAGCCUGAGGAGCCUACAAAGGCAACUAGGAAACGAGCCAGACCUGGGGAAAGUACUAGACCAAGGCCGAAAGACCGUCAACAGAUCCAAGACCGCAUGAAAGAGUUGAAAGGAAUCAUCCCUGAUGGUGGAAAGUGUAGCAUUGAUGCUUUGCUGGAUCGCACUAUCAAGUACUUGCUUUUCUUGCAAGGUGUAACAAAAUAUGCAGACAAGCUUAAACAAGCUGAUGAGAAGAAGCUCAUUGGUGAGGAGAACAAAACGGGGUUGAAAGACAACAGCACAAGUAGUGGUGGUGCUACAUGGGCAUUAGAAGUGGGAGAUCAAUCAAUGGUUUGUCCUAUCAUAGUUGAAGAUCUCAGUCCACCUGGCUUAAUGCUCAUCGAGAUGCUUUGUGAGGAUCGAGGAUUCUUUCUUGAGAUAGCUGAUGUAAUUAGGGGAUUUGGAUUGAAUAUAUUGAAGGGAGUGAUGGAAAGUCGAGAGGAUAAGAUAUGGGCACACUUCAUUGUUGAGGCCAAGACACCUAUAACUAGGAUAGACAUAUUAUGGUCUCUUGUCCAGCUUCUACACUUAACGUCCACAAGUGGGAUGGACUCAACAAAUCAGACAAGUAACAUUGUGAAUGGCAGGGUUCCUCUUUUAAACAACUGCCAGCAACCUGCAAUGCCCUGUCCUAUCAGCUUGGCUGAGACACAAAAAUGAUUGAUCUCAUGAAUAAGGAUUUCUAGAACACCUUGAGCAAUUCACACAUUUUGAAGUACUGCUGUGAUGGGUGUCGUGCUUGUAACAGCUGAGGCUGAAGUUGGAAGGGAGGCACUAGGUAGUCCAUUCCAUUUCGGCUGCCUUAAGAGGUGGAAAAAGAAAUGUGAAUACGUAUGAUAGAGGUAAAUACUUUCAAAGGAAUGGCAAGUGAUCAUCUUACUCUUUAUGUAUUUCCAAUGGAUACAUAUGGAGCAUACCGAAUGCAAGACAUGAUGUGCGCCCUUGUGCGUGAUCGGUGAUCCUGACGAGUGUAGUGGAUCUCAUUUGCAUUAUGACUGAAACAAACGUUAGAGAUGUAGAUUUGUUUGUGCUUUUAGUUUUCAUUAGCUUGCUCCUGCCAUAACCUCUUUAUAGCAUGAAGGUUUUAAACUAGUUAGUCGUAGGCUGACCUCUUAUUUGCUUUGUGGCCAUCUCUUGUUAUUUCACUAGACUAAUAAUAGGAAUUUGCUAUCCUUCUCUCA